UGGCAAAUUCGUCCGCGCGACGCUGCCACCAAUUUAGCUAGUUACUGUCGCGUUCACCUCCACGCGUGCAAGGCGACCCUCAAGUUAUCAACCCAUCCACCUCUUCGCCGUGGUCCAUCUCUCAACCAUUCCACACGGCCAUUGCAUCCGGGCCAGCGCGACAAAAUGGCAGCCAUUGAGAGUUUCGAUAAUAUCUACUUGGACCUGUCGCGGGAACAUGGCAAGUGCAGGUUCGCGGAAAAUGGCCUUGGUUGGAAGCCCGCGGGCGGUGGCGACACCUUCACCCUCGACGCAAGCAACAUCGGUGGCGCACAAUGGAGCCGAGCGGCCAGAGGUUACGAGGUGAAAAUUCUGCAGCGGAAUACCGGCGUCAUCCAACUCGAUGGCUUCAAACUAGAGGACUACGAGCGCCUCAGCAAGAUCUUCAAGAACUGGUACAGCGCCAAUCUGGAGAACAAGGAGCACUCGCUACGCGGGUGGAACUGGGGCAAAGCCGAGUUUGGAAAGGCCGAGCUCACAUUCAACGUGCAGAACCGGCCUGCCUUCGAAAUCCCCUAUUCGGAGAUCUCCAACACCAACCUUGCCGGUCGCAACGAGAUCGCGGUCGAAUUUUCCGUCGCCGAUACCGGCAAGUCAAACGGACAGAAUGGCGCGACACCAGGGAAGGGCAGGAAGGCGGCAGCCGGAAAGGAUCAGCUCACCGAGAUGAGGUUCUACAUCCCCGGCACGACGACCAGGAAGGAGGCUGAAGGCGGUGAGGCCGGGAGCGAUGUGGACGAGGAAGAGAAGAACGCCGUCACGCUGUUCUACGACACCCUCAUUGAGAAGGCUGAGAUUGGAGAGACGGCGGGUGACACCAUCGCCACCUUCCUGGACGUGCUCCAUCUUACGCCAAGAGGCCGGUUCGACAUCGACAUGUACGACGCUUCGUUCCGUCUCCGUGGCAAGACGUACGACUACAAGAUCCAGUACGAGGCUAUCAAGAAGUUUAUGGUCCUCCCGAAACCCGACGAUACCCACUUCAUGCUCUGUAUUGGGCUGGAUCCGCCGCUCCGGCAGGGUCAGACCAGGUACCCCUUCCUUGUCAUGCAGUUCAAGCAGGACGAGGAGGUGACCUUGGACCUCAACCUCUCGGAAGAGGAGCUCAACGGCAAGUACAAGGACAGGCUGCAGCCUCAUUACGAGCAGCCCAUACACCAGGUUGUCGCGUACAUUUUCAAGGGCUUGGCCAACAAGAAGAUCACGGCGCCUGCGAAGGACUUCACGACGCAUCGCCAGCAGUAUGGCAUCAAGUGCUCGAUCAAGGCCAGCGAGGGUUUCCUGUACUGCCUAGAAAAGGCCUUCAUGUUCGUGCCAAAGCCGGCAACCUACAUCUCGUACGAGCAGACGCAGUCGAUCACUUUCUCUCGCGUCAGCGGUGCCGUGUCGGCGCUGUCGACCUUUGAUAUCACAGUACACAUGAAGUCGGGCGCGGGGUCAUCCCAAUUCAGUAACAUUAACCGUGAAGAUCUGAAGGCGCUCGAGGACUUUUUCAAACUCAAGGGCUUGCGCGUGAAGAACGAGAUCGACGAGGAGUCCACGCUCAUGGCCGCGGCGCUGCGGGACGAGGCCAUGGCCAGCUCGGACGAGGAGGUUGUUGGUGCCAAAGCCGACCGCGGGUCGGCAGACGAGGACGAGGAGAGCAUAGACGAGGACUUCCAAGCCGAAUCUGAGAGCGACGUUGCCGAGGAGUAUGAUAGCAAUCACGAAAGCGACGGGUCCGGCAGUGAUGAGAGUGAUGUCGACAACGAGGUAGACGAUGAGGAGGAUGAGGAUCUGGAUGACGAGGAAGAGGAGGAGGAGGAGGAGCGACCGAAGAAGAAGAAGAAGACUGGUUAAGAGACCAUCAAAACUUUGGGGAAUCAUGGGGAGGAGGGCCAGCCAGGAGGUAAGCUAAGCCGGUGAAGGCCUAGGCAAUCAGGGUUGGUGCACUUGUGUGAGCUCGGCUUUCGUGUGAUCGAGUGCGAUUUACAGGAUGGCGUUCAGGGAUGGGAAUCAGCAGCAUGAAAUUCCUACAAUGUUUUUUCUAUUUUAAGCCGAUAAAAUGUGUGCUUGGGUUGGCCUUUACGAAUUGAAGAUGCCCCAAUGAAGAUGCCCUACGGUGUUAAGUCUUUUGCCAUACAGCUGCC
This is a messenger RNA of Thermothelomyces thermophilus ATCC 42464, 2168 nucleotides long. Its product is annotated as POB3-like protein. NCBI's taxonomy places the organism in Eukaryota, Fungi, Ascomycota, Sordariomycetes, Sordariales, Chaetomiaceae. The record is from RefSeq and is a predicted model, not a curated record. The transcript has 5 exons. Gene Ontology annotation, cellular component: FACT complex; nucleus. The coding region runs from base 166 to 1878 and encodes 570 amino acids. Gene Ontology annotation, molecular function: DNA binding; histone binding; nucleosome binding.